AUGUCAGUCCAGGUGUAUGUCCAGCAGCGAAACUUUGCACAUUUCGACCACCGCCUUCCCGUUGAGAAUUCGGCGGAGUUCCCUCUUACUAGGGGAGCAGCAACAUAUUGUUGCGUCUGUUUAGUGGUUGAUAUCUCUUUGUUUCUUCUCUACCUUAUCAUGAGGGCGUCGGUGCGCAGCGCACUGGCCGUGUCAGUGAUCGCAUCGCUGGCGCCCCUGUGCAGUUCUCAGGAAACGUCAGCAGAUUUCUACACAUUUACCGAUGCUUCUGCCACUUCUUCUUACGGGAUGGGGUUCGAAGCGUCCCAAGCUCUUCAGCCGGGAACAGGCGUCCCUCAAGAAUGCCGCAUCAUCGUCGUCACAAUGCGAAAGGCCUUAAACCAAUUCUUCGGAAUCAAUCAAAUUACGCCCAUUGGAGCGGGACAGCCAAUAUUUAUGAUAGUCGCGGGCGUCUCAAGCCCUUCAGGAGAAAUGUGUUUGCAGGUAGAAGGCGGCAAAAUCAACAAAGAAGGAGCGCGAGUCCUCCUCAGCUUCUGCGAAGACGCCAUUGCCUCGGGAGACGCACGCUGCUCUCGAGCACUGGAAGAAGGCGAUGGAAGAUCUGGAUGGACGUUUCAAGGCAAUUCGCAGCUGCGGCUAGCAAAGGCAGGGUCCUGGUGUUUAACACAAAAGAACAUCAAUGGUUCUACUGCGGGGCUCGUCGACUUAGUAGUCAGCAGCGGAGCCUCAGCUGAGGCCUCCAGCAGCGCAGACGACCGCCAUGGGCCUCAAAAUGCCAUAGACAGAAACACUGAUACCUCCUGGGCCUCUGAAGAAUUCGAGGAAAAAGAUGAAUACCCCGUCACCUUAGACAUCAACUUGGGGAAAGUUGUGAGGCUCGCAUCGAUGAGGAUUGAGUGGGAGCAGCCGGCGUUAGCGUACACGGUGCAGUUGAGUUCUGACGGGACUACGUUCAUAGACGGAGUUCACAACGAGGCGAACCCAUCGAUGUCUACAAAAGACCCUCUGGACGGAAUGGAAGCCUCGAUUGUUCGAAUUCGCAUGCAGCAGCCCCACCCUCGUUUAGGAAAGAUAGAGGAGAAGUACCGCUACGCAAUAAAAGAGAUCAGCAUCUUCGCUAAUAAGCUUGAGCCAGCAGUUGGUGAUUGCAAGGAGGCUGCGAGUUCAGACGAUGCUCGAGACAAAUAUUUCAUUUCUUAUGUGAUGGGGUUCGAUCCUGGUCUUGUGCAGAAAACAGCAUCUCUAGGGGUGGACCUCGUUGCUAAGAAGAAGAAUCUGCAGCAGCUCGCUUCUAAAGUAGAAGAACUCUUCACUAGCAUGGAUGAGUGCAGAGAAGAAAAGACUCAACAGAAACAGCGCAUUGCACACCUACGAAACAACGCCGGUUUACUCCUCUCGAGCUUCCAAACAACCACGCAAAAAACAAAAGCAUAUGCUCCAUCUCAGCUGAUUCCGGGUAUGUUCAGCGGUUCUCCUUCUCUGGUUCAGCCUCGAUGCGCAACAAAACCCUUGCGAAGCUACUGCGACAUGGAAACAGGAACAAUGAUAUUUGUGCUGCUGCAGAAGGACUUCCCCCGCGUUGCUAAUCGCCCGCCGGGCCUCCUCUCCUCUGCUGCAGACAUCCGCUCCACCUGCGCCUCCAUUGGCUUGGAGGUGUUCGUGCCUCGGGGGUUAUCGCAGCUGUUGAGUGCUGAGAAGGCAGUGCAGCUGAUGGGCAUACAGCUGGAAGGAGGAGAAGGAAUACCCGUUGCAUAUGAUCAGGGCUGCAGCUACGGCGCAUGCAGUUCAACUUUUCGAGAUUUGUUCGAUGGAACAACAGACCUCACAGGCCUAGUGCUUGCGUUUGCUUCUUCUGGCAGCAGCAUGACGUCUUCUUCAGAUACUGCCGAGACCAACAGCGAGCCUGCUGUCUUCGGCUCUGGUGGCGUUUACUCAGGGAGAAGCGGCAUUUGCAAGGCGGCUGUACACGCAGGGCUCAUUAAAGAAGGAGGGGUCUUCUCUGUGUCUGUGGAGUCUCCUAUCUCUUCGUUCGAGGGCUCUAAGCAAAAUGGAAUUGAAUCUAAAUUUCGAGACGUGGAAGAUCUCACAAGCCGCUUGCUGGCUGCCUCUGCUGCAGCUGCAACGCGACUAGAGUACUUGCAUGAGGAGCUGCAGCAGCUUGAAGAAACGCAUGUGGUGCAGCAGGGGUAUCAAGACUAUGAAUUGAACCCUCUAGAAACUACCUUCGAGCAUGAAUUCUCAGUCGAGGACAGUCCGUACACCCGAAAUGGGCCCAGCCACUGGGGCUUCGCUCUUCUCGUUGCAAAACACCAAAAUGUCUUCGGCCAGUCGUCUUCAAUACGCGGACUCGCUGAAGGACAGGGGACAUUCGCUUUUCUUAAAAGACGCAAUUUCUAUGACUUCGUACUCCACGUGCAGUUCCUGCCGAUGGGCAGCGGCAGUGUAGGGAUUGGUUUUCGAAUGAAAGACCGCGACAACGGCUUUCUGCUGCUGCUGGAGCAGAAGAGCGGCAGCAAGAAGCUGCUGCGCCUUCAAAAAGGAGUACCCAAGACAAUCGCUGAACGCAAAGACGGCGGAUUCGUUCAGGGGAUUUGGCACAAAAUUCGAAUUCAAGCGACUGGCGGACAUCUCAAAGUCUGCGUAGGCGAGGAGACAGAGCAAGAAGCAGAAGUACUCUCGGCCUUAGACGAACGUUUUGUGUCUGGGACAGUUUCAUUUUUUUCGUCUGGCAUGCGAGACGGCGUUUACUUCGACAAGUUGAGCGUUGAGGCGUCGGCGUGCUUAGCCCCGCAGCAGACCUCUCAGCCUCUGCCUCCGCUUUGUUCUGUCUUCGUCGAGAGCUACUUCGGCAGUUUUAAUGCGCUUUACGAAGUCGUAGACGGCGCAGACAAAGGAGGAAACAUCGGCCAGUGGGAGUACAGAGACAAGUUGUUCGGCCGCAACCGCGUGUUGGCGCAGCUGCACGCCGUCCGCGACCCCGCAGAAGUCGGGACGAUGGCCAUUCUCAAAGGCAAACGCACUUGUCGGAGCGGACAGCUGUCUGUGGAUUUUCUCGCAGAGUGCACGCGCGGCACCGUCGGCCUCCUUUUUUGGUUUUCUUCGGAUGAAAAUUAUGCAGCAGUGGAGGCCACAGCGACUGAAACUGAGUUUCUCUACUUUUACCGACAACUCAACAGACAAAAAUGCUCUUCUUCAGGCCAGCGUCUGACAAGUCUAUUGAGCGCCUCUCACAAGUAUAAAUGCGAGAGAGACUGCAUGAAGAACGAUGAAACCGCCGAAUAUACCCAAAAACUAUUCAAGAAUACUCUGCGUCGCUGCGUGCAAAACGACAAGGAAAGAAGCAAACCCUCUCUUCUCUGCGCCGCAUGGUUAUACGAGCAAAAGCACAAUAAAAAGGCACUGAAACAAGCCGAUGUUAUUCUGAAGAAGUUCCCGGAGCACGGGGAGACAUUAGCAAUGAAAGGUUUAAUAUUAUCAAACAUUAAUUCAAGUAAUAAAACUGAAGCCGUUGAAUUCGCUAAAAGAGGUCUUCGAGCUGAUAUCACAAACUCCGUCUGCUGGCAUGUACUCGGCCUCCUCUACAGACAAGACAAAGAUUACGCAGAAGCCUCAAAGUGCUUCGCUCAGACUUUACGGCUGGACCCUCAAAAUUUUGCUGCUAUGCGAGACUUAGCCAAUCUACAAAUUCAUGAGAGAAAUUAUUUAGGGUUCUAUGAAACUCGCAGAGUCAUUUUAAAAGCUAGGCCUCGCUUUAUUCGGGAGUGGUCUGCGUUUGCUGUUGCAAACCACUUGGCUGGGCGUCUGAGUGUAGCGGAGGAGAUCUUAGAGGAGGUAGAGAACCAGUUUGCUGGGUCUCGCGAUUUAGAGGUCUUUGAACAAUCUGAGAUCAUUUUAUACAGAGCUGCAAUUCUUGAAGAGUUAGGCGACUACGAGAAAUGCUACAAAUAUCUCGCAAGUAGACAGCAGAGUGUGUUAGACAAGACGUCAUUGCUGGAGGCGAUGGGUCGCCUUGCAAUAUUUUUGCGCCGUUAUGACUGGGGGCGCGAGGUGUAUAGGCAGCUGGUGAAGAGCAACAAAGACAACGAAAGUUAUCUGCUUUGUUUGAUGGCGUGCGAUGAAGACGAAGAAAUUCGAAGCCUCUUUGCUCUCCCGCGCUGCUCUUUUAAUGCCUCCAUGGGCAGAGCAGACUCACGUCAAUACUUAAAUGUGUAA
Molecule: messenger RNA, 4212 nt
Organism: Eimeria acervulina
Lineage: Eukaryota; Apicomplexa; Conoidasida; Eucoccidiorida; Eimeriidae
Product: LCCL domain-containing protein / F5/8 type C domain-containing protein, putative
Exons: 20
Coding region: 1-4212 (1403 amino acids)
Biological process (GO): N-terminal peptidyl-methionine acetylation
Cellular component (GO): cytoplasm
Molecular function (GO): protein-N-terminal amino-acid acetyltransferase activity; protein binding
Source: RefSeq, a predicted model, not a curated record